CCGUCCCCGCAGUGACUCGCUCGUGCCUUUGCUCUCCUUCCACGGCACAGAGGCUGGUGUAUCCUUGGGUUCCUCAGCAGUGCACAGCCGCCUGCAAACGUGCCAAUGGAUUCAUUUGAUGGAUGGAGAGGCUGUGACGUGUAGCAGUCAGUGGUAGCCACCCACUGAUAGCCAUUCUCUCUUCUGCCUAAAAUCUGAACGGUGGCUUCCGCCAUCAAAUCCCGUCUCUCGUCGACCCGACAAUCGUGGGCUGCAGGUAAUGCUAGCUGGUCGUGGUAUAUUGCUAGCCAAAUGCGGUGCUGAGAAUAUACCCCCAUGUCAGCUCCAACAUGGGCGCAGAAUGCGAAAAAGGUUUCCAGACCACCACUCCCAAAGUCAGUCAGUAAGCACGCCGUUGCUCGUUGCCCGACUGCCGUGCCUGCCCAGCACCCUGAUUACGAACCGAAUGCUACCUUGGAUCCCUUGGCCCUCGUAGCUUUCGCCUCUCACGGGUUUUCGUUUGUCAAAUGGUGGCGCUCUUCCCUUUGGCCCAUGCCAUUCUCCGCAAUCGGCUAGUGAGGCUAUAGACCUUACCCAUCCAUAAUCCAUUCAUCCUUCCACCGCCGCCAUGGCGGCCACAGCACUGUCCCGCUGUCGGAUAUCCUUGCGGUACCUCGUCUUGCUCCCUUCUUCCAAGGCCCAUGUCUUCACCCCCCGGUCAUGGGCCCAAUUGGGACCCAUUUCCAUGUUUGCCUUGUGCAAGUCUCCAGGAUCAUUGGGACGAGCUCCUUCCAGUCCAGCCCCGCCAGCUCAACAUGCUCAUCAUCUUGCAGCCUGUGCUUUUCAACAGCUGCGUAGCUUUAUAGUCGCUGCUGGCCGCCGCCCUCAGUACGAAGGAAGGUAGCUUUCGCGUGACUGCUCAGGCUUGGAUUCCAACCCGUCGUCCCUCGUCAAAUUGCCAGAAGCUCCAAACCGCUUUGCACUCGUUCAAUCAGCAUAGCAUUCUCUCGCUCAAAAUGCGCAGCUCCAUCUCGUUGCUGGCCAUCAUCGGCUUAGCCGCUGCCACAGUCCCGGAGGACUAUACCUCGCCGCCGCCUGCCUCAUACUCGGUGGUGCCCCCUCCCUCGAGCUCAAGCUCAAGCUCAAGCUCCAGCUCCAGCUCGGCACCACCCGUAUACGACACUGGCUCGGGUUAUCCUGGUCCCUCAAGCACACCAUCGCAGUAUCCUACAUCGCCGACACCAUCAAGCUCUCCUACAUCCUCAUCGUCUUGUGCUGCCAGUACUGUCAUUAGUACUAGCGUUUCGGUUUCCACUGCUUGGAACACAACUACAUUCUGGGACACGACUACCAUCUACAAGAAUGCCACAGUGACAGCAACCGAGACAUCCGUGUCAACAACCACAUGUACCACGACAACAACCACCACGGCUACAGUGUCAGCAACGUCCUAUGUUCCCACAACUGAGAAGCACACGGAGAGGACUACGGAAAAAACAACGACAACUAAGUACAGCACCUCUACGACUAUUUCCACUUCGUAUGUACCUACAAGCUACCCUGUGACCGUCAGCAAGACCAUCACCUCCUGGAAGACAACAUGGUAUCCAGUGUAUAUUACAAAGACGACAAAGAUCCCAUACACAGUCACAAAGACUACCCCGACGACUGUCGUUAUUACCACACCGACCACGAAGACCGCUACAAUAACAACAUCCAUUUCGGGCUCUUUGACGACCAUUACCACCACUUCUGUGACCAGCGUCCCGUACACUACUACGCGCGUGUCAGUUCGCCCAACGACUGUGACUCGAACCACCGUUUCAACUAGAAUCUCUCGCACAACGUCAACGCGCACGAUCACCACCUCCAUAUCUGGGUCACUGACAACUAUCACCCAAACCAGCGUGUAUUCGACUACAUUUACCCAGCCUACCACAGUGACGGAGGUGUCUGUGCGCCCAACAACGGUGACCCAAACUACUAUCUCGACCUCAGUAUCCCGAAUCACGUCAUUAAUCACGACGACUACUUCUAUUUCCGGAUCGUUGACUACUGUUACUUCAACUAGCAUCAGCUUGUCCACUACCAGCUUCCCGGUUACCCAGACCGUCACAUCGGUUUCUGUAUCCAUCUCGACCUCGGUGUCUCUCAGCACAUCGCUCAUCGUCAGCACCACCACAAUUUCUGGAACACCCGUGACAACCACGUCGACAUUAGUGGUGCCCACCACUUUGAGCAUUCCUGUGACCGUUUCUGGUCCAACGCAGACGUCUUUCGUACCGACGACAGUAGUAUCGACAAGCGUGAGCACAAUCUUGAGCACAAUCACGAUUCCUGCAAGCACAGUGACCACGACAACGACAGGCCCUGGAUCCACCCAAGUCAUUACCACGACACUCCCUGCCAGUACAAUCGUGUCAACUAUCCUCUCCACAGUCACCUUCACGACGACGGCGGUCUCCGUCUCCACGCAAUCCAUCUCGCCCACGACGACCCCGUUCCCCUCGGCAGAUUGCCCUUCUGCCUGUCGCAUCGAUGUCACGGCCACUCGUCUGGCAUAUCCCGGUGAAGUCAUUACCUCCACAACUUUCCUCCCCACAGUGACGCUUGACGUGUAUACCGCCGGUGGCAGCACGGUUCGAACGAGCUUGUAUACAGCACCACUUCCGGCGCCCACGGAGCAGGCCAUCACUUGGGACUACGAAGGCGUCCAGCUAACAUGGCCCACCACUUAUGCCGUAUACCGAACUUUCUCGGCGUUCAGCGUGGAAGCUAUCGCCACCGCCUGUGUCACUCGGACGUCUCUACUUGACUUGCCCGAGCCUACGGCUGUUGCCUCGCUAAUCUUGGUUGAGUCCGAAAUCCCCGACCCGGCAUCUGUUCCCCCACCUGUUGUGUCCUAUCUCAAUGCUCAACCUACUGUCGUCCAGCAGCUUGGCCAGCCCCUUGGUGAAGGUGCCUGCGAUCCCAUCCAGGGCUCUGUUCGACCGGGUGGCGCAACGUCGAGCCGGCCAACCACCUAUGUUCAAACCCAAGCCGCGCAGGCCUCGACCCAAACCCGCUUCCUGCCCGCGGUCGAGAGUGCGGUUGAAGGUGGUGAGACCACAAUCGUGGAAACGGACACGCCCGCAGCGCCAUCCCAGGGAACAGUGACGAGUCGUACCACGGCUGCCGGUGACUCCAAUACACCACAGCCCGUCACCGUCAUUGAGACUGCCACCCCAACUGCUAGUGGGCCUGCGGAAGAAGGCCCAACAAGCACCCUACGCACCACGCUUCCGGUAUCUGAUGCAGUAUCCUCGGCUGUAGAACCUGCUUCCUCGUCUUCCCCACCAGAAGAUGUCAGCACAACUUCAAUCAGCUCUUCGCUGUCCGCGCCUCCACCUCCCGCUCCUGUUGGCUCUGCUUCUGGUUCUUCCUCUGCUCCUGUUUACAGCGUCGGCACAACGACGACUGGGGGCAGCGCUUCAGGCACUGGCGUACGUCCACCUACUUCAAGCGGACCAGAGCUGUUCCCAGGCAAGGCAGCCAAGGUGGGCCUGGGUGGUGUUGAGGCCUGGCUUCUAGGCGCUGCAGGUGUCGGCUUGGGCAUGCUAUAA
Messenger RNA from Periconia digitata, 3581 nucleotides. The record is from the annotation of a GenBank genome assembly. Lineage: Eukaryota; Fungi; Ascomycota; Dothideomycetes; Pleosporales; Periconiaceae.